GCGCUUCGUUAGGACUUUUGCUGAUGGUGAGUUGAAUUGUUCUCCAGGAAAACUUGAAUUUCCCCAGUGAAAAUAGCGUGAAUCAGCUGAUAAACACCUUAAGACACAUUUUUGGGGACUCAAGCAGAGCUUUCAGUGCUGAAAAAAUGGAUCCUUCGCAAAUGACGCAACAGCUGCGAGACAUCUUCCCGGAUCUUGACGCGGAGCUGGCUGAAGUGCGAGCAGAGGCGGCAAGGGUGACUGCUGAGAAAGAGAAGAAGUACAAGGUGUUCCUAGAGCAGGCAGCUCUGAACACGAAGCUUAUGCUGACGAUUAGGGAAAUUGAGAAGCGGCAGAAGAUAUAUGAGAGCUAUGUCACGAAUAUCUGCGAGUUACACAGCAAGGUUCAGUCUGAAGUGCAACUCACGAAGCGCUGCAAUGACGCAAAAAUGGCUGAAUUGCGCGACAGAGAGCGGAAGAUGGCCAAAGCCACAGCGUGCGAGAUCAGGAUUAAGACAGCUGACCAGGCGCUGAAGAUGAAUUUUGCCGACGUGAAGCAGCUGGAGGAAAGGGUGGAGCGAGUGAAGGAGCGGCUUGUGAAGAAGUACGCAUUCUACGCUGCUGGAGUUGCCAAAAUUCCGGAACUCGAGCGAGAAUUGACUUCGCUGAGGGAAGAGGCGAUGAACAUGAGGAACGUGUACCAGUCAAAGGAUCAGGAAUCGCGUGAAUUGAGGGACAAAAUAGCUGCAAAGAUCGCAGAAAUUGACGAGUUGCAGACGAAAAUGGAGAACGAAGAGGAGAAGGUUGAUCAACUGAAGCAGGAAAUGAAGGAGAGUUCUGACGCCAUCUCGAGUGAGAAGAAGCGCAUCGAUGACUUCUACGCUUGCCAGCAAGCGCACUGCUCAAAGUACGUUGAGGGAAUUGAUGAGUUUAAGCAGAAGAAGAUCAAGAAUGACGAACUGCAAAAGUUGCUGGACGAGAAGGAGCAGAUGUAUUUGGACACGAAGGCGGAAUUGUGUGAGAAGAAUGAGCGACUGAACGACUUGUUGGCGGAAAAGGAGAAGAAUGUGCAGAAAUUGCAGGAGGAGCGAGAUAACAUCGUUCAGCGCUGUGAUGAACUUAAGCAGACUUUGAAGGAUCAGGAUAAACUCGAUAAGCAUAUCGAGGAACUCAAGGAGCAAGUCCGUGCCAGGCAGGAAAAUCAGAAUGACUCCUUUUUGCCACAAUCGCCGAACUCUGACGAUUCCUUCAAUUCUUCUGACACUGUCAUGAAUUGGAUGAGAAGCAUCGGAUCGCCAGAAUCGAUCCUGAAGACGACUUUCAAUUCUGGUUCGCCGAUCACGCCUUUGCGCAGGAUGUCAACUGAAACAGUUGCCACAGUUGAGGAGGAAGAAGGCAACACCUCAGUUUGCGAGGUCAGUUCUUCUUAUCAGAACGAUGAGGCUAUUUAAAUCCUCCCUCAAGUUCUUCUUUACUGCUCCAAUUCGUCCAAUUCCACGAAGGACGGGACAGAAUUGCGAAACCAUUUGCAAUAGCAGUAGAGAAAGUAGCCUAAAAUGUAGAUUUAAGGACCCUAGAGAUGAAUUAUCCAGUGAAUUUGAAUUUGAAAUACUCACCAUGAAAGAUGAAGAGCUUAGAGAGUCUGAUUUGGAGAGGCGCAGAGAAGUUUUCCACAAUGAAUUUUCUAAUUACAACAUCAAUCUAAAAACAAUUGAAGUCAUCAAGAGUGCGUGAAAGACGGUGAAAAAGAGGAUUCUGCCAAAUUUGAUGUUGACAC
Messenger RNA from Phlebotomus argentipes, 1756 nucleotides. RefSeq names its product golgin subfamily A member 6-like protein 25. The coding region runs from base 147 to 1430 and encodes 427 amino acids. The record is from RefSeq and is a predicted model, not a curated record. NCBI's taxonomy places the organism in Eukaryota, Metazoa, Arthropoda, Insecta, Diptera, Psychodidae. The transcript is spliced from 5 exons.